AUGGGCCCAGCACCAAAUCAGGCCGACACGGUCGCAUUCUGGCACAGCCUGUGGUCAGAGCCCGUAAACCACAACGAGGGCCCUUGGACGGAAGUUGUGGUGAGUCAGUGUGCGGGUAUUACGCCCAUGGACCCCGUCAUCAUAACGCCGGAUGACGUAGUUGAGGCGGUCCGUAGGGCCCCGAACUGGAAAAGUCCGGGGCUUGACGGGCUGCAUCACUACUGGCUGAAGGGGUUCAUGGUGUGUCACGCUGUGCUCGCCCGACAGUUUCAAGAGGCUCUCAACCAGAAGUCGCUCCCAAGCCUCUUCACUACUGGGAUCACUCAUUUGGUUCCUAAAGAUCAGUGUGCCACAGACCCGAGUAAUACCGCCCCAUCACGUGUCUACCGACUAUAUACAAGACACUAA
Molecule: messenger RNA, 408 nt
Organism: Parnassius apollo (apollo)
Lineage: Eukaryota; Metazoa; Arthropoda; Insecta; Lepidoptera; Papilionidae
Source: the annotation of a GenBank genome assembly